CGCGCCUUCCCUCAGGGAGGUGGUGGGUUGUUUUUGGGGGGGCAAGCGCGCAGCUUUCCUCCUACCCCGUUCACCCCGCCUCCUCCCGCUGCCACAGCCAAUCAGAGCGCCCCGCUGGGGGAGGCUCGCGCUGCGGGCGGGGGCGCGCUCGCUCGCUCAGGUUUCUCGUCCCUCCCGCUUCCCUUUUCUUCGUCAAUCGGGCGCGUUCCCGGCGCUCCUGGAGUUGCCUUCCUGUCCUCCGCCUCGGCAGUCGGUGGCGAAGCCGGGGAAGGAGCGGCCUCGCGGAAGGGACUCGCCUUAGCCGCCCCUCAGGCCGCCCGUCAGUCGCUGCUCCCCAUCCCGCCGCCCCCAUGUCUGCCCCGCUGAAGAAGGGCCCCGGCGGGAUAAUUGGGUUCGUGAAGGACGCCUUGCAGCCGCACCACCACCACAACCUCGGGCCCAACCAGCCCGGAAUGGUGGACAAGAAGAUGGUCGAGAAAUGCUGGAAGCUCAUGGACAAGGUUGUGCGUUUGUGUCAGAACCCCAAGUUGGCACUAAAAAACAGCCCACCCUACAUUCUAGACCUGCUUCCUGACACUUAUCAGCAUCUACGAACUAUCCUGUCACGCUAUGAGGGGAAGAUGGAGACUCUAGGAGAAAAUGAAUACUUCAGGGUGUUCAUCGAAAACCUGAUGAAAAAGACAAAACAGACGAUCAGCCUCUUUAAAGAAGGAAAAGAGAGAAUGUAUGAGGAGAAUUCGCAGCCUAGGCGCAGCCUUACAAAACUGUCCCUGGUCUUCAGCCACAUGCUAGCAGAGCUGAAAGGUAUUUUCCCAAGUGGACUCUUCCAGGGAGACACAUUCCGGAUCACAAAGGCAGAUGCAGCAGAGUUCUGGAGAAAAGCUUUUGGAGAAAAGACCAUUGUCCCAUGGAAGACCUUCCGCCCGGCCUUACAUGAAGUACAUCCUAUAAGUUCAGGGCUAGAGGCCAUGGCACUGAAAUCUACCAUUGAUCUGACGUGCAAUGAUUACAUUUCAGUGUUUGAAUUUGAUAUCUUUACCCGUCUCUUUCAGCCAUGGUCAUCUUUGCUCAGGAACUGGAAUAGCCUUGCAGUGACUCACCCUGGUUACAUGGCAUUCUUGACAUAUGAUGAGGUCAAAGCGCGACUUCAGAAAUUCAUUCACAAACCUGGCAGUUACAUUUUCCGUCUGAGCUGUACACGACUUGGUCAGUGGGCAAUUGGUUAUGUCACCGCAGAUGGAAAUAUUCUCCAGACGAUCCCGCACAACAAACCCCUUUUUCAAGCACUGAUUGAUGGCUUCAGGGAAGGGUUUUACUUAUAUCCUGAUGGACGGAAUCAGAAUCCCGACCUGACUGGUUUAUGUGAGCCCACACCCCAGGAUCACAUUAAAGUUACACAGGAACAAUAUGAAUUGUACUGUGAGAUGGGCUCCACCUUCCAGCUCUGCAAAAUCUGCGCAGAAAAUGACAAAGAUGUGAAGAUAGAACCCUGUGGCCACCUCAUGUGCACUUCCUGCCUCACAUCAUGGCAGGAAUCAGAAGGCCAGGGUUGUCCAUUCUGCCGAUGUGAAAUUAAAGGCACAGAGCCCAUUGUUGUUGAUCCGUUCGAUCCCAGAGGAGGGGGAGGGCUACUGCGGCAAGGUGCUGAGGGGGCUCCCUCCCCGAACUAUGAUGAUGAUGACGACGACAGGGCCGAUGAAUCACUCUUCAUGAUGAAGGAACUGGCUGGUGCAAAGGUAGAGCGUCCUCCUUCUCCAUUUUCAAUGGCUCCACAGGCUUCACUCCCUCCAGUACCUCCACGAUUAGACCUUUUACAGCAACGAGUCUCUAACCCACCUGGAGCUUCAAGUCCAGGGACAACCUCUAAGGCUGCACCUGGCUCCCUUCACAAAGAUAAACCUUUGCCGAUCCCUCCAACACAUCGAGAUCUCCCACCUCCUCCUCCACCAGACAGGCCGCAUUCCAUUGGGCCAGAGAGUCGGCCUCAGAGGCGGCCCCUGCCCUGCACACCUGGAGAUUGUCCUACCAGGGAUAAGUUACCCCCCGUGCCUUGUAACCGGCAGGGGGAGCUCUGGCCUCCGCGACCAAUUCUGAAAGCUCCAGCUAUAGCGCCAAGCCCUGGUGAGCCUUGGGCAAGUCGGGAGUUGACAAACCAGCACUCGCUUCCUUUCUUGCUGCCUUCUCAGAUGGAUGCCAGAGGUGAUGCUCACAGGCAUGGGAGUACUCUGAGCCUGGACACCACGGCAGACCAACCCAGCGGGGCCUCAGCUGGCUCGGACAGUGAACAUUCUAAAAUAAAACCUUCUUCUUCUGCCAAUGCCAUCUACUCUCUUGCUGUAAGGCCUUUGCAUGUGCCAAAGCUACCACCUGGAGAGCACUCGGAAAAUGACGAGGAUACAGAGUAUAUGUCACCAUCAUCCUUGCCCCUUGUGGUCCCUGGCUGUGCUGUCCAAAAGCCAGAGGCCAAAUUGUCCUUGGAAACGAGUCAGAGUUCACGAGCGUUGGAGUGUGACCAGGAAAUAGACGGGUGUACCUAUGAAGCAAUGUUCAACAUCUACUCCCAGACAUCCCCUUCUGGCUCUGAGGCUGCCAUUAUUUCUGGUGGAGGGGAUACAGCUGCCGCCAAUGCCAGCAAUGGCCCUGAGGAGUUGGAGAAUGAAGAAGAUGGUUAUGACGUGCCCAGAACAGCCGUCCCUUUGACUCUGGCUCGCCGCACACUCUCUGAUAUCUCCAAUGCAGCCUCUGCCUUCAGCCGGGCCUCCCUGGAUGGGGAAGUUCUGACAGGUUUCUCUGAUGGCUCCCAGGUCCCAGAGAGGCCUCCUAAACCUUUGCCUCGGAGGAUAAACUCUGAACGGAAAGCCGGCAGCUGCCUACAAGGCAGUGUACCAGGGCCGGCCCCUGCUACCUCCCCGCAGCUCUCUAGCGAGAUCGAGAACCUCAUGAGCCAAGGCUACUCAUAUCAGGACAUCCAGAAAGCCCUAGUCAUUGCCCAUAACAAUAUUGAUAUGGCAAAAAAUAUUCUCCGGGAAUUUGUCUCCAUUUCCUCCCCCGCCCAUGUGGCCACAUAGCACAUUCCCUGGCCCUGCCUGGGACACCCCUGUGCAUCAACCUGCCUGGGCAGUCUCCUGCCCAGCUCUACCUGGAGGAGGUAACAGGCUCCACGAGAGACUUCCUGCGAAGGCAGGCCUGCCUCUACAGAGAAUCGGUCAUCAGGGUUUCAUGCAAUUCCAGGUUUCAAAGCGAACGGAAUGAAAUGGAGCAGAUAGGUGUGUCCUCUACCGUCUGUGUCUUUUGGAGUCUCCUUCCUUUGCUCCCUCCGUCCUGCACGUUCUAGUUUGAGAGAACAGAUGUGUUGCUUUUAAAAGACCUCUUGGUUCCUUUCUUGGUGGACAAGGGGGGGAGGCUUGGGGGCUUGCUGGGAUGUAUGUUGUGCUGUGAAUUCAAACUGGAUGCCAAUGUGUUGAACGGCAUCUCCACAUUUCUCAUGGUGUGCCCUCCUGUGGUUCAGGGUACUGAAUUUGGGCCUCUUUGCUGCUGUAUGAUAUGGCUCAGGCUUUUUAGACCACCUGCUACUGAGUAUAGAUUCUUGACUAAGGAAGUGGUUUCAGUAGCUUCCUUCUGCUACAACAUCCUUCCCCCUGCCCCAUUUGUUCUGAUUGUUCCCUUUCUACAUCUGCAAUCAUUCUGGCUCCUCUUUCUCAGUUGGACUCCUCCUGUUGACAGCAUUACUUGCCACACACUGGAUUCUAAGGCAUUGUUGAUGCAACACUUCUCACCUGCACUUGUGGUGUUGGUGAUGGCAGAAUUGGGUGCUGCUGAGCUUCCCCUGAGUGUUCUGUGCUGUUGUGCUUCUGUGUAAUCCAGAUUGUGGAGGACUGGAGCAGCUACAUUGUAACACUCCUGACACUGUUGCUGGUCAACGUGGCAUGUUGACUUAGAGGCAUCUAGAAGCCUUGUGGCUGUCAGAUUCCGCCCUUCCUCUAGUUCUUUGUGUUGGGCUGCUUCUGCAUUAAUAUGGACAGCAGCAUUCAGCAUUCAUGGAAAUAUUUUUUACCAACUCAGCAUUCAAAAUGCAACAACUCUGCAGGGCUUUUGUGAAAUGAUGUGAAAGGUCGGGGCAGAGGUUCUUCCUGCUCGUUACAUUAAAAAAAAGUUCAGGUUCUUUUGUCAUACAACAGGACAGAUGAAACUGUAAAGGGGGGGGGAGAAAAGAUUAGUGUCACUUUUGCAAGGCCAUUUAAUGAUGCCCUUGUUUACAUUUUAAGCUCUCGGGGUUUGUGGCAGGUUAAUGGAGGUUUAGAAAGAGAUGGAUUUGGGUCUUGACAGCCACAGUCUGGCUGAUGGACGGACAUUUUCCCUCAUCCAGGCGCUUCCCAAGCCUUCCCAACAGUCUCCCCAAUUACAGCAUUAGCCACAACAUGAAGGUUUAUACCUCAAAAUAAAUUGCAUGUUUGGUUUUUCCUGCAGUUGCCCUGCUUAAGUAGCACUGGCUCCUCUCACAGGGGUCCAUUUUCCACUAGAAGAGGGGCCCUAGGGAGAGGCUGCUUAUGUGGAACGUGUCUCUCUCUCAACAGCCUUACCUAUCCCCUUGCACUUGCACCCCCGGGAAAUAACUGCAGAGCAUGCCAGAGAUGGCACCUAUUUGUUCAGGUGCUGUGAAUGGUGGCUGGCUGGCAUGGGUUUUAAUUGCCAGCAGUGCUGUUUGCAUGGCACACUAUGAAGAUUUGAAGACUGGGAGAAGUUAACAGUUGCUUGCGUGUGCAAAAGCCAAGCUGCUGACUUGGCAGCUGCACCCCUUGUCUGAGCCUUUUGCUGCUCCACGCAGGAGCUGUCUGACGCUGUGGGACAGACAGUGUCAGUGUCAGUCCGAUUUUGCUGCUUUCGUGUGGAGCACUGUGAAGAUUUUCACCUAGGAGGUCUUGGCUACAGUGUGCUUUGGAGCCUUUGGAGGUGCUGAUGGCAUUUAGGAGCAGGUGAACAAAGGUAGAGUUGUGGCCAGGCAGUUUAAGAAUCAAGGGACUUGCACUUUUCUACGCAGUAUGGAAAGUUGGAAACACCAUUGGACACUCCUCUUGGAUAUUUCUCCCCAAAGUGGCUGCUGACUCCACAUCUGGUUUGGAGCCAAUUUGAUGAGGACUAGCUCUUUGCAAUGCUGAUUUCCCAGUUACCUGGGGAAGCUGCUGGUAUUGUACUGGAGGCUUUGUUGCAGCCAGCCUUAAUGACUGCCUUUGUGCAAAGCAGCAGAACCAAUUUGCCUCUGUAGAUGGGCCACAUGUGAGACAUUCUCCAUACUCUUGAGCAGGAUCAUCCUUGGUUUGAGAAGCCUUUUGCCUGUUGGGACCAUUCUGUGGACUAGGCAACUGUGGGCAAGCCUUGUAGCCUGUACCGCUGAUCAUACCCUACUCCAUGUGUCCUUUUUGUCCACAUCUUGUGUCUUACACUUACAGGAGAGAACUUUCACAUGGCGCUUUCUCCUUGAACCACAUGAAUGUCUUUGUUUGCAAGCACAAGGGAGGUAAAGCGAAAACGCUUCCUGGGAUGUGUUCCCUGCUGCUUUUAAUUUUUUUACCUUACUCCAUUAUUUUUCCUGUCUCUUGAUAUGAAAAAGGUCAGCUUAAUUAACUUAAAGCCAAAUGCAUAGUGCCUUUUGAUGGGGAAAAUGCUGUAUCUCCUACCUUGAGUCUGAAGAAGACAGAAUUUAAAAACUUGACCAGAGAAAACCGUGGAGCUGCUCCUUGAAAGGAGAAAGCUGUCGCCCCAAAGCUGACGUGGUGGUGUGUAGUUCAGCCCAAGCGGGCUUUCCUUACCUGUGCCCCAUUACUGUCGGUGAGUUGCCCAUGUUGCUUGCUGCCCUACGACUUGAAGGCAGUGCAACUCUGAUACAGGAUUUAAACACAGCCAGUUGAUUGUGUGGGCCAUCCAAACAAUCGCAACACUUGUGCCGUUUGUGUUUUUUAAAACAGAACAAAGUGCCCCAGAUACAGUAUAAGACUGGGAGCAAAAUACAGCUGCAUCUUCAGGCACAUGUCGGGAUCUGUCUUGUGCCAAGUUUCCUGUCACCUUCAGGGGCACUUGUCUGCAGGUGCUGUGGGGAUGGAGGGCCAUCUGCCAGGAAUCCUGUCUUGGCCAGAGUGCUGUUGAGGUUCCUAUUUAUUCCCAUGUGCAGUUGAGCAAGGAGUUUCCUGUGGAUUUUUUCCUGAAGUAUUAGAUGUUCAGUGCCUGUUCAGUUUGCUGAUGUUCAGGUGGUUUUUUUUACAAACUCUGCAUCCCUAUUUUAGAGCUGCACCUGUAUUUGGGGAAUUGGAGUGUGGCUUUAUGAAUGUCACCUUGCAGCCAAUUCUGGAGCAGUGUAACUUGCCGUUGGUGGCCAUGCUAGCCCACUAAUGUAAAGUAGGGCCCCACUCAUACGGCAGGUUCUGUUCCAGGCUCCUGCCAAAAAGUGAAAACCGCCUGAAAGUGGCACCCUACUCAGCUGUAGCGCGUGAACUCCCCGCCCUACAGCUAAUCGCACCAUCAGCUGUAGUGCAGGGAGCUCCAGCUGACGGGGAUCAGCUGUAGCAUGCAAGCUUCCCGCACUACAGCUGAUUGCGCGCUCCAGCUGAUGAGCUGGAGUGCAGGGAGCUCUCGUGCUCCAGCUGAUCCCUGUCAGCUGGAGCGCGGUGGCUGGAUCACCCUGAGCUACAGCUGAUCGCCCCACUGGCGCCACCAUGUUAGCGGAACGCCGACAAGCAGGGCCCUACUGUACAACUACUGUUCUUGCGACUAAAACUGCAAGGGGAAGGGGAUUAGAAAGCUCAACUUAUAAAUUACCUUUGGGUGGAAGAGAGGAAUAAAUGGUAGCUUUAUUUCUCCUGAAGGUUGAGAACCAAUUUUAAUAUCAGUGUUAAUUUUUUUCAGAUUUUCACUGACUAUUUUAAAAGUUAUAAUAAUGUCAUUAAUAUAAAAAUAUAUUAGCAGUAUUUAAUCCUUUCAGACCUGUAAAGAAUAAGAACAGAAGGUAAAUAUUCUUACAGAGUAGCUGAGCUUUAAGGUUCAUUUGGUCUAGUCCUCAUUUUGUUCCGCAAAUGCAUUGUUAAUGUUUUAGAAGUUAUACUAAUGUUAUUUAUUUUUCAUUCUUGUAAGCUGCCCACAAAAGAGCUUGUGGAGGGUGGG
Messenger RNA from Rhineura floridana, 7152 nucleotides. RefSeq names its product Cbl proto-oncogene (gene CBL). Gene Ontology annotation, cellular component: membrane raft; plasma membrane. Gene Ontology annotation, molecular function: ubiquitin protein ligase activity; calcium ion binding; receptor tyrosine kinase binding. Gene Ontology annotation, biological process: cell surface receptor signaling pathway; negative regulation of epidermal growth factor-activated receptor activity. The record is from RefSeq and is a predicted model, not a curated record. NCBI's taxonomy places the organism in Eukaryota, Metazoa, Chordata, Lepidosauria, Squamata, Rhineuridae. The coding region runs from base 351 to 3068 and encodes 905 amino acids. The transcript is spliced from 16 exons.